Molecule: messenger RNA, 641 nt
Organism: Contarinia nasturtii (swede midge)
Lineage: Eukaryota; Metazoa; Arthropoda; Insecta; Diptera; Cecidomyiidae
Product: cytochrome c oxidase subunit 6A2, mitochondrial-like
Exons: 3
Coding region: 104-463 (119 amino acids)
Biological process (GO): mitochondrial electron transport, cytochrome c to oxygen
Cellular component (GO): mitochondrial inner membrane
Molecular function (GO): enzyme regulator activity
Source: RefSeq, a predicted model, not a curated record
ACGAAAGCGAAAUUGUGUCAGUCGUAGUAAUUUUUCACAUAAUAUUUUUCUUGAAAUCAAUUCUGGCGACAAAAGUAAAAGAAAUUCUUUUCACAAAAUAAGAAUGGCAUCGUUUUGGAAUCAUACCAUCCGCCGUUUUAUCCAAACAACUGCAGCUCGCCGUUCGGCGGCUGAACAUGGAAGCAGUGAAGAAAAAGUCGUUUUGUGGAGACGUUUAACAUACUUCGUUGGAUUUCCAGCCAUUGCUUUAGGUAUGUUGAACGCAUACUUGGGUCACGUAGAACAUGCAGAAGAGCCUCGUCCAGAAUUUGUUCCCUAUGAACACUUGCGUAUUCGCCGAAAGGAAUUCCCAUGGGGUGAUGGUAAUCACAGUCUUUUCCACAACCCAGUCGUAAACGCAUUGCCAGAUGGCUACGAAGUUCCAGAUCCAAAUGAAGGAAAGCCACGCAAACACCAUCAUUAAGCCAGCUGCCCAUUAACAGUUUAGUGUUUGAAUAAUAGACAUUUUUUCUCUUGUGUAAUCAACAAGUCUUGCUACACAAAAUGGACGUAUGCAGAUGCAUCUCGAUUGUAAUGGAUUAUGCAUUGAAAAUAAAAUAAAUACAAAGGAAAAUAAAACCAAAAAAAAAAAUACAAAUUAA